Dacryopinax primogenitus is the source of this 1361-nucleotide messenger RNA. RefSeq lists its product as uncharacterized. The annotation marks the transcript as partial. The record is from RefSeq and is a predicted model, not a curated record. Gene Ontology annotation, molecular function: zinc ion binding. NCBI's taxonomy places the organism in Eukaryota, Fungi, Basidiomycota, Dacrymycetes, Dacrymycetales, Dacrymycetaceae. The transcript has 10 exons.
GAACAGCUGUUUGAGGAUUUCCCAUUAGUCCCGAGGGCUCACGUUCGCAAGGUCAUGGAACAAUGUAACUUUUUCUAUGCGCCUACGCACCUGCGUCUAUUACGCGAAUCCCAGUCAGAGGCUCUGCCAUACACUCCGAAGGGUCGUCCAACCCCAAGCAAGAUCAAAGGCAAGGGGAAGGCGACGUUUGAUCCUGAUUUUGAAUCUGAGAGGGAGUGGCUCCUACUCAAGAUUGGAGCAGAUAAGCUGAAAGCGGAUGAAGAACUUGCAGAGAAGCUCAAUGAGGAAGAAUACGUGGCCAAUGGAGAAGGAUUGGAAUGCGGUUGUUGUUUUGGCGAGUAUGCCUUCGACAAGAUGGUUCAGUGUGCGGAAGGCCAUCUCUUCUGCCGGGAUUGCGCUAGACGCCAGGCGGAAGAGCGUCUUGGCCUCCGUCAGACAGAUCUACUGUGCAUGGACCAGUCUGAUUGCAAUGCACCCUUUCCGGAGACUGAAAUUGCCCGGUUUCUUACUGAAAAGUCGCUCAACUUAUAUCAUCGCAUCAAGCAAGGAAAGGAGAUCGAAAAAGCUGGACUCGUAGGACUUGAGAGUUGCCCAUUCUGCGAUUAUGCCUGUGUCAUCGAGAACGACGAGGAGAAGCUGUUCCGGUGCGAAAAUGAGGAGUGCCUCGUCAUAAGCUGCAGGAAAUGCAAGAAGACGGAUCACUUACCGAAGACCUGCAAGGAGGCAGAAGACGAUCUGCGUUUAAAUGCACGACACAUGGUCGAGGAAGCCAUGAGCAAUGCUCUCAUGCGGAAAUGUCCCAAAUGUCAUCAUCCCUUUGUCAAAGAAGGCGGUUGCAACAAGAUGACGUGCAAUCAAUGUCGCACGCUUUCAUGUUAUAGAUGCCGGCGGGUGAUACAGGGAUAUGAUCAUUUUAGCGAGCGUCCUGGUCAGCCGCGAUAUGGGGAAGCUGGCGCGGUUCGCGAUCCGAGCAAGUGCCCGCUGUGGGAUAUCGACCUAGAGAAGCUUCAUGCUGAUGAGGUUACAGCAGCUGCACGAAAGGCUCAAGAAGAAAUCCUCUCUACAGAUGACAAUAUUCAGAUUGUCAAGCAGGAUCUGGAAGUUGAUCUGCCAAAACCACCCCCACCACCCCCAGGUCCUGGUCCUGGUCAACCUGGAUACAAUGGCGGCGUGUUGCCUGCAGAGUUUAUGGAGCAUGUGCUUCCCAUGCCCAUUCCACAAGCCCUUCCGAUUGUGGUCCCUCCACCCAUCCAUCAUGCCCCAUUCCCGGCGCAGCACCAGUAUCACUACCAUGCGAUCGUGCAGUAUGCGCCCAUGCACGCUGUGGCCGUCAUCCAUCAAGGCAUCCAGCCUAUAAUUCA